Salmo salar (Atlantic salmon) is the source of this 2252-nucleotide messenger RNA. RefSeq names its product serine/threonine-protein kinase Nek8. Gene Ontology annotation, molecular function: ATP binding; protein serine/threonine kinase activity. Lineage: Eukaryota; Metazoa; Chordata; Actinopteri; Salmoniformes; Salmonidae. Gene Ontology annotation, biological process: mitotic DNA damage checkpoint signaling; protein phosphorylation. Gene Ontology annotation, cellular component: nucleus. The record is from RefSeq and is a predicted model, not a curated record.
GGCAGAGGAGAGGUAAAAAACACAGACAACUGUGUUCUCUCAUGUUUAAACCUGACACAGCAAGACACCAGCCAUUCCUGAACUUAACUGACUGAGGUAGAGAUGGAGUAUUCCACCAAAACUCUUGCUGCUGGCUGCUUUGGGAAGAUCUACAGGGAGAAGUACAAUGACACCUGGGCUGCAAUCAAGAAGGUGCCACAACACUUAAUCAAUAGGAAAGACCUGGAGAGAGAGUGUCAAGUAUACAAUAAGGCAAUUCAUCCUAACAUAGUGAAGCUUCUGGGUAAUCCAACACUCAAGGACUCUAAGUGGAUCAUCCCCAUGGAGUUCAUCUUUGGAGAGGAACUGGAGACAACCAUCUUCAAAUCACAAAAGUCUCAAAUACAGUUAACUCCAUCUGUAAAGGCUACCAUCAUCACAGGCAUGUGUGAAGGACUACUUCACCUACACAGCAAAGAUAUCGUCCAUCAGGACCUCAAGCCUGAGAACAUCAUGGUAGAGCAGGACACUCACCGAGCUGUGAUCAUUGAUAUGGGGCUGGCCAAAUUCUUCCGCAAUGGCCUAAAUUCUGCUGUGGAUAUGGGCAACGAGGCCUACUCUUCCCCUGAGGUCCUGCAGAGGUGGGGCCAACGAGACCAGCGUUCAGACGUGUGGGCUAUGGGUAAAAUCAUUGCUGAACUCUGUGCCAGAGUCAGGCUGCACACCCCCAGUGUCUGUCCGGCUAUGAUCUAUGAGAUCCUCAGUCUCCAAGGCCAGCAGUACUGUAACUCUGUCUGUUGGAUGGUGCAGAGCGACCCCACAGUGCGAGCCACCAUGGCCAGGAUCAUGCCAGAGAUACGAAGGGCAGGGGGAGGUGGCAACACCGGGGAGCAACAAAGAGGACAUCUUCCGACACCCUUUCCUCACACUGAGGUAAAAGACACAUCGCCACGUCCUCAAGCUCCCCCGCUAUCAAGAGCUGAGUGCACAGCCUUGCCAAAGACUGAGGUCAAGAUGACACUGCAACCACAACCCGUACAGCGGUCACCUUCCCCGGCAAGAUGGGAGCAUGCAGUCUUGCCAAAGACUGAGGUCAAGACGACACUGCAACCACAACCCGUACAGCGGUCACCUUCCCCGGCAAGAUGGGAGCAUGCAGUCUUGCCAAAGACUGAGGUCAAGACGACACUGCAACCACAACCCAUACAACGGUCACCUUCCCCGGCAAGAUGGGAGCAUGCAGCCUCUCCAAAGCCUGAAGUCAAGAACUCACCAUCUCCCCUUCCAAAGGUAGACCAGGGUAAUGCACUGGUGGUUCCAUCAGGCAUGGUUCAACCCAGUCAAGAUGUCAUGGGUCUCCCAUGCCCACUCCCCACAACGGGCAAGGUGCGAAUCCGCCGCUAUGAGCGAAGGAAUGGGGAAGUGGAGACUUGGGAACAAAAUGAGGUAGAGACUGAAGGAGGGAGGAUAGUCAAGUUUGAGAAUGUGAUGUUUAACAACAAGUCGUAAGAAGGUUAUUGAGAGGUUGUGAAAUAGUUGGGAGUUGAUUUGACUCUGCUUCUGAAAUAGUUGGGAGUUGAUUUGACUCUGCUUCUGAAAUAGUUGGGAGUUGAUUUGACUCUGGUCACUCCCCUUCCAUCCUUCAUUGUAAGAGUCUGACAUGUUUAUGGAGAGGGGGAAGAGUAUAUUUGGGAGGUGGGAUAAACUAAUGGAAGCAUUCUAAUGUCCAGUGAAACUAUACCGGACGUGCUGUGCCUAAAAACAAAACGACACACUAUCCCACUAUGUGAGACCCCCCCCAAACAAACAUAUAUAUAUAUUAACAACAAAAGUUGUCUUGCACUGGUAAGAAGGAAACCUUGGAGUGUGUUAAGGUUGAGUAAGGAUUUAGGGAUGAUCUUGAAAGUACUAUCACUUCUUCUAAUGCUACAUCAUGUUACAAUGUUGCUCAUCUAGUUAGGUGACAGUGUACAGAGGCACCUGGUGUCAAGUAACUAUCUGUGAAUGGUUUUGAAACCUUUUUGUUUUGGGAAACUUAUCCCUGUUUGCAAAUCAGUUGUCUCUUUAGCUCUAUAUCAUUUUUUUACAUUUUAGUCAUUUUAGCAGACACUCUUAUCCAGAGCGACUUACAGUAGUGAAUGCAUACAUUUCAUUCAUUUUUUUGUCAUUUUUUUUUCUCUCCGUACUGGCCCCCCGUGGGAAUCGAACCAACAACCCUGGCGUUGCAAACACCAUGCUCUACCAACUGAGCCACAGGGAAGGCUAUCAUACAU